AUGCCACCUGGUCAGAGCAAAGCGGCCGACUUCUUCGACAUUGAGUCGCUCGGCCUGGGACUCUCGCACGCCGGUCGCAAGUCGGCAGAGUACCUUUCUCGAACCGCUUCGAGCUCUGGCAAUCCCCACGAUGGCGGCCCUACUUCCGCAUCCGAUAUCGCCGCCUCGCUCCUCGAGACCUUCCGGGCCAUUCUGGAUGAGGUCGAUAGCUAUGUCGGUCUAUACGAGGGCAGGCUGAAGCUCGAGGAAGACUACAUGCGGAACCUCAAGCAGCUCGUGGACAGGCAGAGGGAGCUCGAUGUCCGCGUGGAUGCCAAGAUGGUCAGCGCCACCGGCCUGCUGCCGGACACCAUGCCCGGCCUGCGGCAAAGCUGGAGGGAGCUGCGAGACAACGACCUGCGCGAGCUCGAUGCUCGGGCCCACGCCAUCGAGACCAUCAAGCAGGCCGUCCUGACGCCGCUGCUGGCCUUUCGCGACUCGCAGGAGCGCAUCCGCAAACGGGUCAAGGAGGACUUGCGCACCAGCCUCGCGCACUACGACGAUAUGCGCAACAUCCACCUGCCGAGGGUCCGGAGGGCGUACGAAAAGAAGGCCGAAGAGGUUGAGCAGCUCCAGACGCAGCAAAAGGCCGUCGAGGAGCAGAGGGCGCUGCUCGCGACCAGAACAAAGGACCGCGAAGCCGGCGGCAGCUCUCCAGGUGCGCGCGUGUCGUCGCCCGAGCCCGAGGCAGAGGGAAGCACCGCACACCGGCGUUCCCGAAGCAUGCGUAGACGGCAUUCUCGCGCUGCAUCCUCGAGCUCGACUCAGUCCCAGGGGCCCGCCCACAAAGAUGCGCCGAGUGCCGAUGAGCUCUCCUCGCCUGUCUCAUCGCCCAGGCCCAGGCCCACGGCCGCGCCGCUCUCUACCUCGCUGCCACCGCCCGGGAAUACGAGCGAGUCCCUGCCCAGCCCCAACCUCGAGCGCAACCGGCCGAACUUCUUCGAAGCUCUCAAGAGCCGCGAAGGCUGGGAGGCCGCGCGCAAAGAGGCACCAAAGAAGAUUGGAGCUCUACUGAGUAGGAUGCGCGAAGGCCGCGAGCCAGGUGCAGCGGCAUCCGGCGCAAGUCAGAACGUCGGCCAGGGCGACGGAGGUGGACCGGGAGGCGGGCCUGGCAGCAACGCCAUUGCAGGCCUGGGCGCCACUGUCGGCGAUACGCUUCGCAACGGCCUGGGCGGCGGCACUGGGUCCAUGCGAGCCAACCAAAGCAUCGCCCUGAAGCUCGUCAAGGCGAAGCGAGAGGUCGACGAGCUCGACAAGGGCUAUCGAAAGGCUAUCUUCGACAUCGAGACGUCAAGGCUGCGCAGGUCCAAGACGAUCAAGGCCGCCGUCACCUCGGUCAUCGAGUGCCGCAACGAGCUAGCGCACACGGCGCAAGCAGUCUGGAUGCAGUCGGAGCGGAGCAUGGUGGCCCUCUACUCGCAGGGCGUCGGCCUGCACGAGCACGGCGUUGAAUCCGUGCAGCUCUGCCUCAAAGACCUCGACCGGGAGCUGGCAGAGCUGGAGCGGAAUCUGCCGAAUGCGCAGGACCUCAACGAUCAGAGGGUGACCUACGUCAACUACUGGCAUGGGGAGCUCAAGAAUCUUCUCUUUGGCACGCCCCUGACCGACUACCCUCUCACCGUGCCCUAUCGCCUCAGCGACACCGUCGCACCGCCGCUGAUCGUCACCAAGUGCAUCGCGUUCAUCGAGACCCACGCGCUCGAACAGGAAGGCAUCUACCGGACGUCGGCGAAGCAGUCGAGCGUGAAGGCGCUCAAGCUCGCCAUCGAAAAGGAUGAGCUCGGUUUCCAGUUUGAUCCAGAGCGAGACGAGGCAUCGGCCGUCGCCGGCACGUUCAAGGACUACCUGCGCCAGCUACCGGAGCCCGUCAUGGCUAUACCCUGGCCGGACCGCAUCAAGUACACACACGAUAGGGACGAGCACAUCCGAACAGGGUUCGCGAUGCUGAAGGGGCGGCUGCGAAGGCUUCCGCCGAUCCACCAAGUCACGCUCAAGGUGAUCGUCUUCCACCUGGCCAAAGUCGCCGAGCACUCCGCAUCCAACAAGAUGACGUCUGCCAACCUCUCGGUCGUCUUUUCCCCGUGCCUCCUGUCCGAGGCGGACCACGAGACGACUAGUGUGGCUGCAGCCAUGGAGGAGGACAAGCUGCUCGAGGACAUGAUUCUGUACUGCAAGGAGAUUUUCGAUCUCAAGACCGCCGGCGCUCCGAUCCUACCGCCAGUCCCUUCCUCGGGCGGCAACGAGCUGUCGCGAGCGAGCCUGGGUGCGGCGGAUGCGGCCUUUGCUGCAAGCUCCUCGACGUCGCUCGCUGCGCCGGCCGCCACGGCUGUCGCGGGGCCACAGGAUCCACCCGCGCUGCCUGGGGCUGCAGACCUCAAGCGCAGCAAUGCCAUCGUGCCGCCCGGUAUCGGUGCAAGCGUCGUCGAGCAGGACGAGACCAUGCUCCAGCCCAAGCAGGCCGCACCUCGCACGCCAGAGAGAUCCAAGUCGAACUCCUCGCUAAAGAGCCUCAGCCCGCGACAGAACUCGGUCGCGGCCUCGAUCAAGGCUUUCGAGGCAAAGACUCCGCCGCCUACAUUGCCCCGCCUCAACACCUCGUCGGUCCGUAGAAAAGGCGGCGUCGGUGGCGAUAUAGCAACCGCCAAGAUCAGCAGCGCCGGUCCUUGCUCGACUCGGAACCUCGACACCGCCGAUACGGUCCCUCGAGCCGGCACCGACCCGGCGCAGCCGACUCCGGCAGGAGCAGCCGAGGCGGUGACUGCCUCGCCCGCCGCGCUCUCUGGCGAAGCCGGACAGACCUACCUCGCAGCCAGCUCGGCGCUCUCGGCCUCGCCCGUCGCGGCUCACCUCGUCAGCGAGGGCGGAGGGUCGGAGUCCAACCACCUGCUGACGCCGGGCAAGCUGACGCCGUCGAGCCUGAGGUCGCCGCUCGAGUACGUCAUCGACUCUGCCCAGGCCUCGCAGGGACACGAAUCAGUCGCGAGCUCGGCGGAUCACGCGGCAAACGGUGCAGCUCCAUCUCCUGUCGCAGCACCAGCGCCGGCUUCGACCGCCGAAGGCGAGGAGACCAUCGAUGCAGCGACGACGACGAACGCUCCCCAUCCGGCCCCCGUCCAUCUCUGA
Pseudozyma flocculosa PF-1 is the source of this 3162-nucleotide messenger RNA. RefSeq lists its product as uncharacterized. The record is from RefSeq and is a predicted model, not a curated record. Gene Ontology annotation, cellular component: cytoplasm. Gene Ontology annotation, biological process: signal transduction; regulation of GTPase activity. The coding region runs from base 1 to 3162 and encodes 1053 amino acids. The transcript has 4 exons. NCBI's taxonomy places the organism in Eukaryota, Fungi, Basidiomycota, Ustilaginomycetes, Ustilaginales, Ustilaginaceae.